Molecule: messenger RNA, 1350 nt
Organism: Physella acuta
Lineage: Eukaryota; Metazoa; Mollusca; Gastropoda; Physidae
Product: pre-mRNA-splicing factor ISY1 homolog
Biological process (GO): generation of catalytic spliceosome for second transesterification step
Source: RefSeq, a predicted model, not a curated record
GGAAAAUCAACCGGAAACAUCGUUUUGUUUACGAACACACUUUCGUUUUACUUUACUUAUUGACUUUUUGUUCAAAUAAAACUUCAUUUGAAUCUGGUUUACUCUUUGCUCUUAAAAUAUGGCGAGAAACAGUGAAAAGGCCAUGACAACAUUGGCCAGAUGGAGAGCUUCCCAGGUUGGAGGUAUCAAAGAAAAGGACCGAAGACCAUACCUGGCAUCUGACUGUGACAAUCUCCAAGAAUCUGAAAAAUGGCGACGACAAAUUAUUGGUGAAAUUUCCAGAAAAGUGGCGCAGAUUCAGAAUGCCGGUUUAGGUGAGUUCAAGCUGCGUGAUUUAAAUGACGAAAUCAACAAACUCUUGAGAGAAAAAGGUCAUUGGGAGGACAGAAUUCUGGAACUGGGAGGGCCAGACUAUAGGAAAAUUGGUCCUAAGAUGCUGGACAGUGAUGGUAAAGAAGUCCCUGGGAACAAGGGCUAUAAAUAUUUUGGUGCUGCCAAAGACUUACCGGGAGUCAGAGAAUUAUUUGAACAAGAGCCACCUGCACCACCUCGCAAGACUAGAGCUGAGCUGAUGAAAUACAUAGACGCUGAUUAUUAUGGCCUUAGAGAUGAAGAUGAUGGUAUAAUUGUACCACUUGAAAUAGAAGCAGAGAAAAAAGCAAUCAGAGCUAAGGUGAAAGAAUGGAAGGAGAAGAAAAGUCGUGUGAAGACAGGUGAGAUCACAGAGGAGGAAGCCCACGGAAAAGAGGAGGAGUUGUUUUCCUCUGCAGAUUUGGCAGAAAAUUUUGAAGAUGAUGUUGCUAGUGAGACUCAGACUAGCUCCACUACAGAUGUCACCAUUCAUGAGCUGGAGAAACACUUCAUUGCUCACGUUCCAGUCCCGUCUCAAAAAGAGAUUGAAGAAGCUUUGAUACACAGAAAGAAAAUGGAACUAAUGCAGAGAUAUGCGUCGGACAGUCUGCAAGGAGAGGAAGAGGAAGCCAGAGAAAUGGUGGGGGUCUGACAGGAACAAGAAAUUGUAAAUGAUUGGGCUCAGAAAUUUUAGUUUUGUUCAUGACUGGACAUUGAAAGUUUUAGUUGGAUGACUGAGGUCUGAAAGUUUUAGUUGGAUGACUGGAUAUUGAAAGUUUUAGUUGGAUGACUGGGGUCUGAAGGUUUAGUUGGAUGACUGGAUAUUGAAAGUGUUGAUGGCUGGGCUAUGAAAGUCUUGUUUUGUAGUUGACUUAACUUCUACUAGUGAAACUGGUUUUGUACAUGAUGAAAGUUUUGUUACAAGAAUUUUUUAUUAUGUAAAUAGGCAGCUGUGUAUUUGAUGUAAUUUCUUCCAUGUAUAAUAUUAAAUGUUAUGAC